Molecule: messenger RNA, 1732 nt
Organism: Aspergillus melleus
Lineage: Eukaryota; Fungi; Ascomycota; Eurotiomycetes; Eurotiales; Aspergillaceae
Product: sugar porter family MFS transporter
Exons: 1
Coding region: 98-1732 (544 amino acids)
Biological process (GO): transmembrane transport; carbohydrate transport
Cellular component (GO): membrane
Molecular function (GO): carbohydrate:proton symporter activity
Source: RefSeq, a predicted model, not a curated record
CGGAAGUUUACCCCGGACGUUUGCCCCAGAUUGUGUCUCUAUCUCUCUUGAUCUUACCUCUUCCUCAGGUUAGGCAGGCAGAGUCAAAUUCGUUAUCAUGUGGACCACCACCUCCGGCUGGCGGGGCAGGAAGCUUCAUAUUGCCAUCACUUUUACUUCGGUUGUUGGCUUCUCGUUGUUCGGAUAUGAUCAGGGCUUGAUGUCGGGGAUCAUUUCCGCCGAUAAAUUCUCCAGGGAGUUCACCGCGCUGUACAUCCCCCCCAAGACCGAUCCCGCCUAUUCCAAGUCUCUGGACGAGCACGUGAACGUUCUGCGCGGCGCAGUCACCUCUUGCUACGAACUGGGUUGUUUCUUCGGUGCCAUCUUCACGUUAUGCUUUGGCGAGCGAACCGGUCGCACCCCGUUGCUGGUCGCCGGUGGUGCCCUUAUGGUCGUCGGCACGGUCAUCUCCACGGCUUCUUACGGUCAUGCCUGGGGCCUGGGCCAGUUCGUCAUCGGCCGUGUCAUCUCGGGUCUGGGGAAUGGUAUGGACACUGCCACUAUUCCCGUCUGGCAGUCGGAGUGUUCCAAGGCCCAUAACCGUGGCUUUUUGGUCUGUUUUGAAGGCGCCAUUAUCGCCGUUGGUACCUUCAUUGCUUACUGGAUCGACUUCGGUCUCUCCUAUGUCGACUCCUCCGUCCAAUGGCGUUUCCCUGUGGCCUUCCAGAUUUGUUUCGCCCUUCUUAUUAUUCUCGGUGCGCUGAUGCUGCCUGAGUCUCCGCGUUGGUUUAUUAUGCGUGGCCACGACGAGCAGGCGAUUCAGGUUCUGGCCCAUCUCAACGAUAGCUCCCCUGACGCCGAGGACGUUCUCAACGAUUAUAAUCUUAUGAAGGCCGACUUGAAAACCACCGAGAACGCUAAAGCAAGCUGGAAGACUCUUUUCACCUUUGGUAAAACUCAGGAAUUUCAGCGAAUGAUGAUCGGUUGCUCUGGCCAAUUCUUCCAGCAGUUUACUGGCUGUAACGCUGCCAUCUACUAUUCGACGGUGCUCUUCGAGCAGAAUCUCAACAUGGAACAUAAGAUGGCCAUGAUUCUUGGUGGCGUGUUCUCAACCGUCUAUGCUCUCGCUACUAUCCCUUCUUUUUUUAUGAUCGAGAAAGUUGGCCGCCGGAAUCUGUUCUUGAUCGGUUUCAUCGGCCAGGGUCUCAGCUUUAUCCUCGCUAUGGGUUGUCUGAUCCCUGGCACGGAGUCCGCCUCUAAAGGUGCGAUUGUCGGUAUCUUCGUCUUUAUCUGCUUUUUCGCCUUUACCACGCUGCCCUUGCCAUGGAUCUACCCACCUGAGAUCAACCCCCUGCGCACGCGUACUAUGGCUGCUUCUGCGUCGACCUGCACCAACUGGAUCACUAAUUUUGCCGUGGCUAUGUUUACGCCUGUGUUCUCUUCCACUAGUGGGUGGGGUAUGUAUCUAUUCUUUGCCCUGGUCAACUUCAUCGCUAUUCCAUUUGCCUGGUUUUUCUAUACGGAAACUGCGGGCCGGGAUCUGGAAGAGAUUGACAUCAUCUUUGCCAAGGCUCAUAUUGAGAAGAAAUGGCCCUACCAGGUGGCAAAGGAGCUGCCCAAGCUCAGCUUCGACCAGAUUGCUCAGAUGCAGGUUGAGGUUGGGCUGGAUGUGUUGGACCAGCACCGCACUUCGGAGACCGAGAAGGCUGAGAUCGCCGUGAGCAGCGGGGAGAGCGAGACUAAACAAGCCUAG